Messenger RNA from Penicillium samsonianum, 1257 nucleotides. Its product is annotated as CFEM domain-containing protein. Bases 1 to 1257 code for a protein of 418 amino acids. The transcript is spliced from 7 exons. The record is from RefSeq and is a predicted model, not a curated record. Lineage: Eukaryota; Fungi; Ascomycota; Eurotiomycetes; Eurotiales; Aspergillaceae.
AUGAGGGGUCAUUUGUUCUUUUUCACCCUUUUGGCUCUGCUUAUAGUGGGGAUCCAUGCAGCAGAUUCAAAUACAACGGUCUUCCCAUCUUGCGCGAUCACAUGUGACAACCAGCUAUUCUCUGAUUGCUCGUUGAGUAACAAUACAUCAUGCUUCUGCGCCAGUGACUCUCGUACCACAGCCCUGUUAAAUUGUGUUGAAAGCAACUGCACGACAAAGCAAUUCUUCACUACGAAACGACUGUACGAACAAGAAUGUGAUAUAACACCGCUCAAAGGCCCUGCGGUGGUCAACGCCUCGACUCUAAUCCCGUUUAUUCUUGCAACUUUUUUCUUCGUCAUGAGAAUAAUCGCCAAGAGCAGCGGCCUCGCUGGUGGAUGGGGAUGGGAUGAUUAUACAAUCAUUGUCUCAUAUAUCAUAGGAGUCGCCAUAUAUGUUCUGGAUAUAUACAUGAUCCGCAAUGGCUUCGGUCGAAAUAUCUGGGACCUCCCUUUUCCCACAAUCACCAGGUUCUACCAGUUAUUUCAAGCUAUGGCCGUUAUGUAUAAGGUUCAAAUUUCCCUCGCAAAGAUCUCCGUGUGCCUCUUCCUACUCCGCAUCUUCCAAUCACGCACAUUCCGCUAUUUAGCAUACGCGCUCAUCGGUAUCAACGCAUCGAUCGGUAUCACCUGGGCCUCGGUUGAUGCCUUCCGCUGCUCGCCGACACGCCUAACAUGGAUCGGCUGGACGAACGAGGAACCCGGAUACUGCAUCAAUUUUAUCGUCGCGGUUCUUGUUAACUGUCUGGUGAAUAUUUUUGUCGACUUUAUAUUGAUUAUGAUGCCGGUGUAUGAAGUGAUCAAGUUGCAGUUGCCUUUGCGAAAGAAGCUAGCUGUGGCAUCGAUGUUUAUCGUGGGCUCUGUUCUAACGAUCAUCGCGAUAAUCCGAGUCGUCGUCUUCUGGACCAACCGCUGGGGCGCCAAUGAGACUCUAGGACUAUAUCCCCUCAUGCACUGGUCCGUCAUCGAAUCUCAGAUUUCGGUCAUGUGCGCUUGCUUGCCUGCAUUCAGAGCUAUCGUCCUUCGAUGGUUCCCUCGUUUCCUUGGGGGAUCGUCGAACCGAACGAAUGCAUCUCACACAGCCGAGUACUAUAACAAAAAGUCCACGGCGAGCGGCAAUAUCAACAAGUCUAUGACCUACUCGGUGAAUUAUGAGUCCCGGUCACCAACGAGUAGCGAUGUGGAGUUGGUGGAUAUGGAUUCGAAACAUGGGCAGUGA